UCUAUAUCAAAUGCGUAAUAUCACCCUUAGUAUGCGUGCAAUUCUGUCUUGUAUCAUAGUUACUGGGAUGGGUAGAGUAUACAACUAAAGGAGAACCUGAUCAUUGUUCACCAUCCUUGCUUUUGAGCGGUGAACAAAAUUGAUUUGUUUCCCGAUCACUCCAAAAACCGCUACCCCAAAUCUGCUCUCCAUCUCGCCACUGCAGGAAACAACACCACCUCGAACGACGCACACUUCUCUUUCUGACAGCUAACACGACAGAGGCCUGUGGGAUAGCCGGCCCGUGUCCGAUCUUUAUAGGAUGCAAAAAUGGAUGACUUUAAGCGCCUUCCCUUCUUCAACUAUCCUCCUUAUUUCACCUUACAGCCUGUAAGGGAAACAAGGGAGAAACAGGCACAGCUAUGGAAGGAAUUGAUAAUGGAUUACUGUAAGAAACAAAAAAUCUAUGUAAUAGGACUUGAAGAGGACUUUCCAUUGUUCAGUAAUCCUGCAAUUGAGAGAUCUCUUAGUCAUGAAGCAAGGGAAUCAUUUCUAUCGGCUUUGGUUUCAGAUGGCCGUGCAGAAUGGAUAGAUAAAGGCCACAGGAAAUGCCUUAUCCUUUGGCGUAGAAUCCAAGAUUGGGCUGACUUAAUAUUGCACUUCCUACAUCAAACUUGCAUCCAGCACAAUGAGUUUCAGAAGAGAGAACCUCGGAGGAGCCUCAAGAAAGCAAGGAAAUUUUUGUGGCUAUUGAAGGCUUCAAGGUUAAUGAAGAGAAUGAAACCUCACCAGAUAGAUCCUGCAGAAACAUAUGUCAAUUGGAAAGAUCAAGUGCUGAAUCUCCCCGCUCAGAAAUCAGUGAGGUAUUGGGAAGGGAGAGGCGCAAGGAUGAAGAUGAAGCGGAAGGUCAAGGCUGUUUCCUAUCACCCACCUUGAGGACAAGGUGGUUGUUCAAGGGGGGAGAUAUGAUAGGACUCCUGUAGAAUAGCACUGAUAAUAAUAAUAAAUAAGAAUAAUAGUAAUAUUAGAAUAGUGAGUAUAAAUAGAGGGUGAGGGAGAAUAGAAAGGAGGUGGGAAUUGUUAUUUGGGUCUGGGACUUUGGAGACCCAGACCCACCUUUGUAUUUCUCUCUCUACAUUUUCUGUUAUACGACCGCUUCCAUUGUUACGCAUAUCGUUCUUCUUCAUCUUUUACUUCUUGAAAUCACUGUGAAUUAGCCAGGUACCUAUCAAAAACCAUUGACUCAGGUGCCACAGACCAUAUGACCACGUACAUAUUGGAAAUUUAUGCGACUGUUUUAGAGUUUAGUUCUCUGUAAUCCAUACAAAAGUGACAUGAUGAAUCUGAUUUCUUAACCAAUAAUACAGAUGAGGAAAACGGAGAGUGGCUAGGCUGAAUAAUCUAUUGUGAUAGCAUCUCAGAACAUUGUUUUUCGAUUUCUUCUUUAUGAAAGUAGGGAUAUCGGUAGUGCUGGACCACAACAGGACCUGCCCCGGUAACAAGGUGAUCUGGUGGUCAUAAGCAUGGCUGGGAGGCAGUCUGGUUUGCAGAUUGAACAAAUAUGAAAACUCUUCUAUAAGGGCAUGAAGGUUGCUACUAUUUGUAGGUUGACCUAACAUGACAUGUGCCAGAAGUGGUGUACAUGCCUCUUGUUCGUGCCACUAUAUCGUGCUGCCAGCCACUGGAACUGCAUUGAUAGGUCAAGGAAAAUGGUUUGGAGGACAGUGUAAUGACAGUUGAAGAAAUGCGUACUGGGACCGAAUCCAGAGGAACAGAGCUUCACGGGUUGGACCGAACAGUUCUUAUGCGAGCAUUGAAGUUGCUAGAGAACAAGGGAAGGCUUGCAAUAUUCAAGGGAACUUCUGCUGACGAUGAGGGCAUCAAAUUUUCAUCAUGACAAAUCUCCUUCCACAAUAUAUUGUCUAUUCUACAUUGGUCGUUCGCUUUAUUUUGGGUAUUUUGGUUCGAUUGAGGAAAAACAAAUUACUAUCCCUUUGGAAGCAGUAUUAUUUGCCUCUUUUUUUGUAAGCUAUUUAAUCAAAGAUUUACUCAUCUGGUUGAAUACAUGGUAUAUUGUAUAUAAAUUCUACUUAAAUAAAUUUACAUGGCCUUGAAUUUGAGUAUUUGAACUUGAGAAUUUAAACUUGGCCUUGAAUUUGAGUACGUAACCCA
Messenger RNA from Cuscuta europaea, 2151 nucleotides. The record is from the annotation of a GenBank genome assembly. Lineage: Eukaryota; Viridiplantae; Streptophyta; Magnoliopsida; Solanales; Convolvulaceae.